AUGUCGUCGGAUCGCGUUGUUGGCGCCGACGAGGUCAAGGUCGAAAGCGACCACGCAUCCACCCGCGAUGCCAUCACGCACACCCUCUCUCGCGAGGACGAGGCCCGUUUAACGCGGCGCAUUCUGUUCAAGACAGACACGAGGAUCCUGCCCAUCCUCUCGCUCCUCUUCCUCUGCUCCUUCCUCGACCGCACCAACGUCGGCAACGCCAAGAUCAUCGGCCUCGAAGAAGACCUGGGCAUCUCCAACCUGCAGUACAACCAGGGCCUGGCCGUGUUCUACGCGACUUACAUUGCCAGCGAGCUUCCCUCAAACCUAGUCCUCAAACGCCUCUCGCCGACCCUCUGGCUGCCGCUGCUGACCGCCGUCUGGGGCCUCGUGACCACCUGCCUGGGAUUCGUGCGCGCCUUCGCCAGCUUCUUCGCCGUGCGCGCCCUGCUCGGCCUCGCCGAGGGCGGCCUGCUGCCCGGCAUCGUGCUGUACCUGUCGGGCCUGUACACGCGCCGCGAGAUGGCCGUGCGCAUCGGCAUGUUCUACACCGCUGCGUCGCUGUCGGGGGCGUUUGGUGGUCUGCUGGCGCGCGGGCUGUCGGCCAUUGGGCCGCGUGGAGGGCUGGAGGGGUGGAGGUGGAUUUUCAUCAUUGAGGGCUUGAUUACGGUGGUUGCGGCAGCGCUGGCCUAUUUGCUGCUCCCUACCAGCAUCGCGACUGCAUCAUACCUGACCCAAGAAGAGAGGGACUUCGCGGUGCUGCGUCUCCAAGGCGGAGCCCGAUCGACGAGCUCGGAAAGAUUCAACCCCGUGCUUGAGCGUGAGGAGAAGUUCAAAUGGUCUGAGGUACGCCGCGGUGUGUUCAAUCUCCAGGUCUGGCUCUCAGCCACGGCCUACUUUGGCAUUCUUUCCGGCUUGUAUAGCUUCGGCUUGUUUCUCCCGACAAUCAUCAACGACCUCAAAAUCACAUCCAACGCCAACGAAACCCAACUCUGGUCCGUCAUCCCCUACGCCGUAGCCACGCCCAUCACCGCCUUCCUCUCGGACCGGCUCAACCUGCGCGGCGUGGUGAUGCUGUGCACGCUGCCGCUCGCCAUCGCCGGGUACGCGGCCAUCGCCAACGUGGCGUCGGCCACGGUCCGCUUCGGCAUGACCUGCCUCAUGGCCACGGGCAUGUACGCCAGCGUGCCGUGCGUGCUGGUGUGGAACUCGAACAACUCGGCGGGCCACUACAAGCGCGCGACCACGUCGGCGCUGCAGCUGGCCAUCGCGAACUGCGGCGGCUUCGUGGCGACGUUCGUGUACCCCAACAGCGACGGGCCUCUGUAUCACAAGGGGCAUACGAUUAUUCUGUGGUUGUUGGUCUAUGCCUGGUUUGCAAUACUCGCAAACGUCCUGUGGUGCUUCAAGAUCAACAAAGACAAAGAGAGCGGCAAGUAUGCCGAGUACGAAGGAAGCGGAGAUGAUCGGGACCCACGGUUCAAAAUGAUUCUGUAA
Thermothielavioides terrestris NRRL 8126 is the source of this 1485-nucleotide messenger RNA. RefSeq lists its product as uncharacterized. Gene Ontology annotation, molecular function: transmembrane transporter activity. The coding region runs from base 1 to 1485 and encodes 494 amino acids. Gene Ontology annotation, cellular component: membrane. NCBI's taxonomy places the organism in Eukaryota, Fungi, Ascomycota, Sordariomycetes, Sordariales, Chaetomiaceae. Gene Ontology annotation, biological process: transmembrane transport. The record is from RefSeq and is a predicted model, not a curated record. The transcript has 10 exons.